Messenger RNA from Ceutorhynchus assimilis (cabbage seed weevil), 2439 nucleotides. The record is from the annotation of a GenBank genome assembly. NCBI's taxonomy places the organism in Eukaryota, Metazoa, Arthropoda, Insecta, Coleoptera, Curculionidae.
CCGGCCACCCAUGACUUGACGUUGACGUUGUUUUGCAUUGUUGUAGUGUAGUGUAAAUAAAAAUAAAAUAGUUUUUAGAUUAUAGAAAAGUGGAAAUUGGAAAAUGAAAAUUAUCUGCUUCUCAUUCAAAUAAAAGUGUCCUAAUAAUCACUAUUUGAUGAGAUUUACUACCGAAAAUAAUAACUCAUAGGAAUAAACAGAUUUUGGUGGGAGCAAAAUGGAAGGAAUCACAGAGUUACACAUAGCCAACAAUAUAAAAGACCUUAAUAAACUCGCUUACCCGGAAAAACUAGGAAAGAAUCCGAAAUCAUUAGAAAAAGCAAUGAAAAAUUUAUAUCAGGAAAUUAUCAGAGAGACAUCCGACCAAGAGAAAUGUUAUAUCCACUGCCUCAGAUAUUUGUAUUGUAUCAAUACUCUCUGUAGGAUAGCCGAUGGCAAUUACGUUAAUGCAAUUUACGCCCACGAAAUUGCUAGAGUUAGCGAUCGGUUAGAAGAAUUAAGGCCCGAAUUACUAAAACGAUAUCAGUUAGAGCAAUUGUCAGUGAAGAAAGCUGUAUCAAACAAGAAAAUCUUCAACAAAGAUUUGGAGCUAAAACUGAAUGUAACUAAAAAAUUAUUCCCUGAUAAAAGUAUUUCUGUUAAAGAUUUAUUUGAAGCUAUCCAUGAAAACGCUAACAUUCUAAUAGUCGAUAUAAGACCAGCGAAUGAAUAUGCAGAAUCAAAAAUUAAAUUUGAAAAUAUCAUAAAUAUAUCUGAGGAACUUAUUGGGGCCGGUCUAUCAGCAAAUGUUUUAGGACAGAAACUAAAAGAUGAAACACAAAAAUUAUGGGAUAAACGAGACACUUUCGACGCCAUAGUUUUCUUAGACUGGAAUUCCAACUGUGACAAUAUGACAUUCUCGAAAUUAAAAUAUAUAAUUGAUUCUGUUGUAGAAUGGGAUUUGUUACGUUCCUAUAAGCAACACCCAGUAGUCUUAAAUGGAGGUUUCAAAGAAUUUUUGGAUAGCUACCCUGGCACGGUGACAAAUGUUCAUAUAAAUUUUAUAAGAAACAAUGAAGAUAUUGAUGAAUUGCUUGAGUUAGAUAGUAUCUCUUACCCAGAACCAGAUCAAAAUGUGCCAAUAAUGCCUUUGAAAAUGCAUUCAAUUGAAGAACUAGAAGAAAGUACUUCAAUGGAAUCAGAUAAAGAUGUAGACGAUGAUACCAGUGAAGCUCCCAUUUUGCCGCAAUUUAAUAAAGAUGAAUUUGCGGCGGAUGUAGAUGAUAAGCCGUUCAUCUCUGAAAUUAGAAGGACUAUCGAAGAAGAGAAGAAUAGAUUGUUAUUGGAAGCAAGAGAGAAAAAGAAAAAGGAGCUGAUUUCUUACGACAAUAAGAAUACUAUUUUUGAAGAACAUGAGGAUAAACCUGAGGUUCCAGCGAAGAGUAUCCCGCCUCCUAUCAGGAGAGAAACAAAACCAAAAAAGAGUGAAACCCCUACCGCCGGUUAUUGCGGCUUAAAAAACAUACGAAACACAUGUUACAUGAAUACUGUGCUCCAAUGCUUGAAAUGCAUACCAAUUAUCAGAAGAAUGAUGCAUUCGGACUUAUCAAACCGAAUCACCAGGAGAGAUCCACGUAUAAUUACAGAAUUUGUUAAAGUUAUCCAAUCCCUUUGUGAAGGCGCAGAAAAUGACAGGAAAGUGUUUCGUCCCACUGCUUUUUAUGAGGCUGUCAGCAGACUAGAUCCAUUAUAUUCAAAAGGCAACCAUGAAGAUUGCAUGGAAUUUUUCAUAUUUUUAUUCAACCAACUACAUGAUGACUGUGCAUUUGAUUUACGCAGACAAACCGGUGUGAUGCUCGAAAGGACAAAAUCUUGGUAUACUCACCUGCAAGGUAGGACAUCCUUCUGGGUAGAUUUGUUUUACCAUCAAUUCAAAUGUACCAAAACUUGCUUAGUGUGCAAAGCAACUGUGGACUCAUAUGAAACGGAUAAUUCAUUUAUGCUACCAGUUCCUCAUGACCCAGGCGUACGAAGUGUGCAGCUAAAACACCUUAUCAGCAAUUAUUUGCAAGAUAAUCAAAUAUUGGACUAUAAAUGUUCCAAGUGUAAAAAUCUGGGGGUAAUAAACACGAAAGAAAUCACCUUGGCUCCAGAAAUUCUUGUGUUAAUCCUAAAAAGAUAUUUCCGAGACGAAUAUCAGGAGAUCAAAAAAAAUUCUGUUCCAGUUGAGUUUGAUUUUCAAUUCAAAUUUGGAAACUCCCUUUAUAAGCUGUUUUCUAUUGCUGAGCAUAAAGGUACAAUGAAUCAUGGCCAUUAUAUCGCACACGGACUUAUAGAUAAAUCCACUUGGGUCGAGUUUAAUGAUGAGAGGGCAACAAAAUACUAUGGCGACUGGAGUGACGUUUCUGAGCACGCUUGUGCUUUUUUUUACUGUAAAGAUAAGAGUUAGAAGAAGGUUUA